Messenger RNA from Esox lucius (northern pike), 6933 nucleotides. It is a transcript of the gene cemip2, whose product is annotated as cell migration inducing hyaluronidase 2. Bases 207 to 4364 code for a protein of 1385 amino acids. The record is from RefSeq and is a predicted model, not a curated record. The transcript is spliced from 24 exons. NCBI's taxonomy places the organism in Eukaryota, Metazoa, Chordata, Actinopteri, Esociformes, Esocidae.
CCUGGGACAGGGGCUGGUGGUCUACAGCCCCGAAAGAAAAGACAAUGUAAAAGUAUAAAAAGGACACUGAACGCAAUCUAUUGUUUUCCCUGACUGUCCGUUCCGUCAGUCCAUUUGUCGGGACAACUAUUGCUAUUUGGACCAAAGCGAAUGGCCAUUGAAGAUAUAUAGUAAUCUGGUGUGAAAGUAGGUAGCAGACAGAUACCAUGCAGAUGAGUGUUGGCCCAAGUCGUGGGCCUGUCUUUGUGGCCCCGCCCAAUGGUAACCACCGAUCGCCAGGAUACGUCCACGGCAGAGUCGUACCCGUCCGCUCCCCACCUCCAGCCAAGUCCCCACCCCCUCCCCCUUUGAAGCCCAUUGGCCCACCUCCUGACCGUCGGCCAAAUUUUUGCCUGUCAGAGGAGAGCCAGCGCCGGGAGCGUGCUCAGAGCCUGGAGAAGAGGAGGAACACCUUCAUCUGCUUUGGAUGCUCCCUGGGGGCAUUCUUCUUGACCCUAAUCCUCGUCCUCAGCCUCAGCAGUGGAGAAGUGUUGGAUGAGAACUGUCCAGACCACAACACCUUACUGAGAAGCUGGAACCCAGGACACAACCCAGAGAAGGCCAUGGUGGUCCGGAGGGGAGAUCUGUUUCGACUGGACUCUUCUGCCACAUUUUACUCCCUAACCAUUCAGUCCGGAGGCCUAGUGGUCUUUGCCGAUAAUAAGGAGGGCUCCAAAAACAUCACGGUUAAAACGCGCCAUGUGCUGAUUGAAGACGGGGGCGCGCUGCACAUUGGCGCCCCACAAUGCCGCUACCGCUCCCGGGCCACCAUCGCCCUGGUGGGCCGCUCCGACGACAAGUCUGUAGCUGAGGUACCCGAACUGGGGCGCAAGUUCAUCGGGGUGCGUGGGGGUGCAACGCUCGAGCUCCACGGGACCGAGAGACUGUCCUGGACCCUCCUGACCCGCACAGUUCCCCCCUCAGGACUAGCCAGCGGGGGCUACGCCUUUCAGCGCAACUUCAGCCGUGGCAUCAACCUGCGCGUCGUCGACCAGGACACGGCAGAGUUGCUGUUCUACGAGCGCUAUGACACCCACGAGUCGCAGAACGACAGCCGCAGACUCUCGCAGUUGCUCCGUUCGCUGCCGGCGGGGCGCAUCGUCACUCUGGCUGUGGGAGACUCAGCUGUCAAGAACCUGCUGGACGAGACCAAGAAAACCAUUCAGAGUCUGCUGGCCAGUACCUAUGUCUGUGACCUGAAAUACAGGCAGGCCUGGGCCCUGGUAUCUGUGAUUGGUGGAGGCAAUGGCUCGUGUUCCGAGGACGUGCGGGAACAUGAGAACCAUGACACAGGGGGAAAGGCGCUGGCCCGGCAGAACUUCACCACUGUGGAUGGGGUCGGCUUCUCUGUCACAGCUUACAGUGAAUGGAGGAAUGGUUUUCCCAUUUCUGGUUUCCAGAUCGACGCUGUGGAUCAGGUAGUCCUCAACCUUCAGGAUGAUGUGCACACCUGGCAACCUGGGAACCGGAUUGUGGUUGCCAGUACUGACUACUCCAUGCAUCAGGCAGAGGAGUUCACCCUCCUCCCAUGCCCCCACUGCACCAGCAGGCAGGUUAGAAUUCAAGGGAGACCCCAGUUUGGUCACAUCGGGGAGAUCGUGGACGGGGUGGACAUGCGGGCCGAGGUGGCGCUGCUCAGUAGGAACGUACUGGUCUACGGGGAGAUGCAAAGCGCCUGCUACGGGGACAACUGGUGCCAGUUCUUUGGUCACGACACGUACGGCGGACACAUCAAGAUCUUUGGUAACUUCACCUCAGUGCACCUGUCUCAUGUGGAGCUAAGGAACAUGGGCCAGCAGGAGAAGGGCCGCUACCCGCUCCACUUCCAUCGCUGUGGGGACGUUGACUGGCGCGGGGGCUACCGGGAACCAGCUUACGUGGAUGGCCUUUCCAUCCACCACUCCUUUUCCCGCUGCAUUAGCGUGCACGCCACCAACGGCCUGCUGGUAAAAGACACCGUGGGCUAUGACACCCUGGGACACUGUUUUUUCCUGGAGGAUGGGAUUGAGCAGAGAAACACGUUCUUCCACAAUCUGGGUUUGGUGACCCGACCGGGAACCCUCCUGCCCACUGACCGCAACGACACCAUGUGUACCAGCAUUCGUGACAAAGUCUUCAAGAACUACACUCCUUCACCCAGCAUGGAGUGCAAGGCAGUGUCUACGUUCUGGAUUGCCAACCCCAAUAACAACCUCAUAAGCAACGCAGCUGCUGGAUCUCAGGAUGCUGGGAUAUGGUAUGUCUUCCAUAGCUCAUCCACAGGGGAUUCCCAUGGGUUGGUUCCUGAGACCCGGGCAGAGCUGACACCACUGGGGAUCUUCUACAACAACCGUGUGCACUCCAACUUUAAGGCUGGGCUCUUUAUUGAUAAACGUGUGAAGACCACCAAUGCCAGCGCUUCUGACCCUCGGGAGUACCUGUGUCUGGACAACAAUGCCCGAUUCCGUCCACAUGAGAAUGCAGACCCAAACCGUCCGCGGGUGGCGGCUCUCAUCGACACACUCAUUGCAUUCAAGAACAACGACCUUGGCGCCUGGAUACGGGGCGGUGACAUCACUGUGAAAAACUCUGGAUUUGCAGACAAUGGGGUGGGACUCUCCUUUGCCAGUGAUGGUAGCUACCCUAAGGACGAGGGCUCCAGUCAGGAGGUGACCCAGUCGCUGUUUGUGGGUGAAAGCCGGAACCGUGGUUCCAACGGGGGCCAAAAUAAGUACUGGGGACAGGGAGGAGCAGAUGGCAAGAUGAGGACACUGCCCAGGAACAAGACCUUCCCGAUCCGUGGCUUCCAAAUCUACGAUGGUCCAGUGCAGCUGACCCAGAGCACGUUCCGAAACUAUGUACCAACGACAGAGCGCUUCACCAGUGCUGUGGGCUUCAACCUGAAGAACACCUGGCAACUGACACCACGCAACAACCUGUCCAAGCUCAGCUUUCAGCCCACGGUGACUCUGAAGGCGUUCUUUGGCCGUCCGGGCCAGUGGUUCGAAGACAAUGAUCUGGACGGGGACAAGAACUCAAUCUUCCACGACGUGGACGGCUCCGUGUCGGGCUACAGGGACACGUAUGUUGGCAGAGCGGACAACUACCUGAUCCGUCACCCUGACUGUGCCAACGCCACCCAGUGGGGUGCCGUGAUCUGCAGCGGCAGCUACUCCCAGGUGUACAUCCAGACCCAGGGGGCCCCCAACCGCACUCUAUCCAUCAGCAGAGAUGAGUACCCUGAGGCUCCGCUGUUGCUGAGGGGCAUCAACAGCCAGGGGGCGCUGUCACAGCAGUACCAGCCUGUCCUCAUGAUGAGCAAGAGCUACACCCUGCACUGGAAUGGGCCGGCUCCCCGGGAGAUCGUCCUCUCGCUCAUCAACUUCAACCAAGGUGACUGGGUGCUGGUGGGUCUCUGCUACCCCACCGACACCACCUUCCAGGUAAUGGCUGACAUCAAUGACCGGCAGAAAAACACCUUCGACAACAUCACCGACUAUGGGACGGUGGCUUCCCUUACCGAGCUAGAGAAGAAGCUCCUGGAGAGGAAGUAUUUCUUUGACCGCAGUGUUGGUUUGCUGUGGCUGUAUUUGCGGGCGAGGCAUGGGCGCCAUGGCCACAGCUACUGCUCGGUGAAAGGCUGCGAGCGAGUGAAGGUGACGGCCACCACGUCUUCCUCCAAGCUGACGUGUAACUGCACAGCCAAAGCCUACCCCAAAUACACCAAGACUCCCUCUGCAGCAGUCCCCAUGCCGACCCUCAACACCCAACCGUGUCGCGACUGUGGGGCCUCUCAGCUGGUGUUCUCCAGUGACCCGUGGAACUCCUAUCUCCAAACUCAGAUCAAGUCGCUCAGCAACAAGGAGCAGCAGAGCGGAGACACACUGUCAUUUAUCAAUGUGAACGGUGAGACAUUGUCCUUCACACAGCCAGGCUUCUUCCUGGUUUCUGUUGAUGCCUGCUCUGGAAAAGUGACCAAGAAGUCUUCUUUCUCCAAAAUGGACACCAAAAUGGAGCAGCAUCUUAAGACUGGAAUACCAAAAAGGUCAAUAGUGCUUCUGGGAACACGAGGAAAACCUCAUGGUUUGGAAGGUGUAGCACAGUAUCUGGUGCCCCUGGGCAUGACCAAAGCAGCCGAUCUGCAGGGUAAAGAGAGCCUGGCGUUUUGGGGGUUUCAGGGUGGCUCGGCUCCCCUUCCAUGGGCCUCCAUCCUGGCUGGGAAAGGUGAAGUACAGCUGGGAACCCUGGAGCGUUACCUUCCCCUCAGUCUGGAGGCCUACGGCUGCACGCAGCUCAGCACGCGCAGAGACCUGGAGCUACUCAAGAGCACCACCAAACCACAGUGACCAAUGUGAAAACGACUUAACCCACAACACAACCAACCAGCGAAUGAAUGUGAACUACUAAACUUCUAUUUAUUAUUGUUUUGGCAAAGGUGUUUACUAAUUGGGUGGGAAGAGAGAGGGUGCCUGCGUGUAUGUGUGUGUGUGUUUUCGUGUGUGAGUGUGCGGGUGUGUGUGUGUCGAGUGUCGAAUGUGUGUGUCUUGGGGAGGGUUUGUAGAGCCACGAAAAGAUGCACUUUCCUAAACGCAAAUAAUUUGCCAUAUCAGCCAUUCAUCUCACAGAGCAAUGGAUUCAUAAACAGUACAGCCCAUGUAUAUCAGAGAAAACCAAUACAAAGACCCUACACAUUAGCCAUAUUAAAAUGAAACUGACUUGGAACUGGAAAUCAAUGGGGAAGUAUAAAUGCAGCCAAAUAUAUAUAUAUAUAUAUAAUUUUUUUAAACACAAUUUGUUACCAAAUACAUGCAAUUUUUAAUUAAAACUUGGUUAUAUAAUUACCUUAUUUUUUAUAUUGUGUUUUCAGCACUGCAGAACCUAAUACUUGUUUACACAGCCUUAAGCAAUUGUAACUGCAUGCUGAUAUUUUUUUUGUGGCCAUCACUGCUUGUCAUACUUUCUACGCUAACAUUCUUCAGUGUCCCACUCCACAUGCUGCUUUCAGCUUUGUCCUUACAGUAUAUUAUGAAUCUGAUUCUGGAACCCAUCAUUGCCCACUUUGGAGCAGUUCAAUAAUUCUUCUUAACCAUUUAUGGACCUAGGACUCUUAUUAAUAUUUCACAAGGCCUUGCACACAUUCAGGGCCCCCCAGUACUGUAACAGAAACCCCACAGCUACUACCCAAUAUUAAAGUUCCUAUGUUUACCAUCGACCAAAUUAAUUGUCCAAAGAAAAGGAAACCCUGUCCGUAAUAACUUACACUGAAAGCGCAACAAUACAGUGGUGUUGGUUGGAUGACUCUUGAUCUGGGCUGUUGAAUUAGUGCAACGUGCAACCCAGUGUCCCAAGAAAAUGCCUGUUGGAGGUUUUCUAUCUUUCAGCAGGACAACAUCAUUUAAAGCACCCUGGGAUGGUUCAUAAAAAAUUCUCAUGGCAAUCACUGAAAAAACGCAUACAGUGGACGGCCCCCCUUAGGCAUUGAAGAAUCGGAUCGUUUUGCUGUUAAUGUCAACCAGGUUGCCAGGAGAAAGGUGCAACAACCUCUUUUGAGGCUGCAAGAAGAAUUUAUUCAGUUAUUUUGGCCAUAGUCUGUGCACCCAGUUAAAGCUCCCAGAUGUCCAUCGUUUUGUCUCUCAUUUGUCUUGAAAAAAACUACAACAAAAACAAAUUUUACAAAUUAAUAAACACAUUAAUACUUUUUUUAAUGAUUGAAAUAAAAUGCAGAUUGAAAUAAAAUUCAGAUUUUAUUUCAAUCAUCAAGAGGGUCUGUAUAUUUGGCUGCAAUUAUUCAGUUCCCCCUGAUGAUGUUUUGUCUCAGGCCAGAGUUUGACCAGUCUGCUGCUCACCACAUUAAAGAUGGGAAAACAAUAAGAAGAUUGGUGAAGCAAACCAAAGAAAAACACUUACAUAUGUUCUUGUUUUCUGUCUGUUCCCAUGCUCCUUUUCUAAGCAGUUUUUGCACGUCCCUGGUGGCAUGUUGUUCAGCCACUAGAUCUGUUACAACUGGGUUUUACUUCAUAAGUUAUCUAAGUGCAGCUGUAUUUUACUGAAAAUACUUUAUAUGGGAUACCGUUGAGCGUGUAUUUUCAGCAAACCUCUUUUCCAAAGAUGUCUGCUUUUGUUACAUAUUUAUUUGAUAGCUACACAGUGUCACUUCACCCUGUGUGCUGUCUAUGCCCACAGCCAAGAUAGCUUUUUAUUCUUCUGUUCUUUGCAUUAUCACACCUUUGAAUUGUUAACAAAUGCCAAAAGGUAUCAAUGCCAAAAGUAUGCGUUUUACAAGAGUCAGGCUGGCUUUUAAUGAGGUAAUAUUGCCGUUCAUCAAAUGCAAACUGAUAGUCCAUACCAAACCCAAGUCUUACUGUACCUCUGAGGCCUUGUUGGUGGUUUGUGCAGGGCUCCCCAACUGUGCUGGUGAUUAGUAACUUUGGACUUGACUAUGUGUAUUCAUUGUAACUCGCCAUGUGAGGUCCAAAGCAAUGGUCAAACAUUUGCCAACUCUGCAAAUGCGUUGCUCCGGGCAAACGUAGUCGAAUGCAACUAUUGUGAGAUAUCCUGCAUGGAGACGUACCUGCUUUUUAACCACUGUACUGUUGUAAAUAAGACCUUUUUUUUUGUUAUGCUAGUUUUUAUCCCUCAGUACCUUCAGGAUGCACAAACCAAGAUUUGAGCUUUUUUAAUAGGAAUGAGUUUUCCAAGAAUGUUGGUGGUGUGGAUGAAUAUAUUGAGAGUCUGUUAAUGGUGUUUGUGUGUACGACUGCCUUUCAAUAUGGAGUGAGUAUGCGAUGUUAAAUCAUUGCUCAUGAGCUUUUGUUUAAUCUAAUGUUUAUAUUUACAUUUCAUACAUCCUCAGUGCUCUUAUGAAAUUGCAGUGUUGAUAGCCAUUUAUACUUUGUGAUAAAAGGUGUCCUUUUA